Messenger RNA from Rhineura floridana, 948 nucleotides. RefSeq names its product olfactory receptor 9S13-like. The coding region runs from base 1 to 948 and encodes 315 amino acids. The transcript has a single exon. The record is from RefSeq and is a predicted model, not a curated record. Gene Ontology annotation, biological process: sensory perception of smell; G protein-coupled receptor signaling pathway. Gene Ontology annotation, cellular component: membrane. NCBI's taxonomy places the organism in Eukaryota, Metazoa, Chordata, Lepidosauria, Squamata, Rhineuridae. Gene Ontology annotation, molecular function: G protein-coupled receptor activity; olfactory receptor activity; odorant binding.
AUGGACAACUGCACCACAGCCACUGACUUCAUCCUAGUGGGUUUCAGAGACCAUCCAGAGCUGCAAAUAACAUUUUUCAUCACUUUUCUCAUGCUGUACAUCACAACUGUGGCUGGGAACAGUGGUAUGAUUGCUAUCAUAAGUGCUGACUCUCAGCUCCAAACCCCUAUGUACUACUUCCUUAAAAACCUGUCUUUUCUGGACCUCUGCUAUUCCUCGGCCAUUGCUCCUAAAGCUCUAGUGAACUUUUUUGAGAAGAACAAUAUCAUUUCUUAUGAGGGCUGCGUGGCCCAGUUGAUGCUCUUCACCAUCUUUGUUACCACAGAAGGGUUUCUUUUAGCAGUCAUGGCAUAUGAUCGUUUCAUUGCCAUUUGCUACCCACUCCUCUAUCCAACUAAGAUGUCAAAGAAAUCUUGUCAUCGCCUGGUGGCCACUUCCUAUGCCUGUGGUUGUACAAACGGAGUGAUUCAGACCAGUGUCUCUUUCCGUUUGAAAUUCUGCAAUCUCAGCAAAAUCAACCACUUCUUCUGUGACGUCCCUGCAGUCAUGAAUGCUGCCACCAUGCACACGUAUCUCAACGAAGCUGUGAUGUUCUCACUCUGCAACGUGAUCAUUGCCAUCACUACGGUGGUGAUAUUCACCUCCUAUGCAUACAUUCUCUCCACUAUUCUCAAAAUCCAAUCUGCUGAGGGCAGGCGAAAAGCCUUUUCUACCUGUGCCUCUCACAUAACAGCUGUGACCAUCUUUUAUGGGACAGUCUUCUUUAUCUAUGCUCAGCCUGCAGCAAUCUCCUCCCCGGAGCACAGCAAAAUUGUUUCUGUGUUCUACACUCUCGUCAUCCCCAUGCUCAACCCUCUCAUAUACAGCCUCAGAAACAAAGAUGUCAAAGAAGCUCUGAGAAGGACUCUGGGCCAAAAAGGGCUCUUUUCCAUGAGCGACAAAAUCUGA